Messenger RNA from Zingiber officinale, 1310 nucleotides. RefSeq names its product E3 ubiquitin-protein ligase ATL31-like. The transcript has a single exon. The coding region runs from base 121 to 1167 and encodes 348 amino acids. The record is from RefSeq and is a predicted model, not a curated record. NCBI's taxonomy places the organism in Eukaryota, Viridiplantae, Streptophyta, Magnoliopsida, Zingiberales, Zingiberaceae.
UUCCGGUUCCAGCACUUAUGGAGACUUAAUUUGGCGACUCAAAUUAGACUCGCCAAUCACAACAAAUAGAGAGUUUUCAUUUCGAAUCAAUAGGGAGGUAAAACCGUGGGUGGAUUGGAAAUGUCCACCGCGGUCAAUUACUAUAUUUUUCCUUCAUGGCUUCGUCCGCAGCCUUCGAUAUUUUUCCUUCAUGGCUUCGUCCACAUGCUUGCACAAUUGCACAGUGAUACAAUUUCUCCAUCCAUGGCCACCAAAAUGGUGGCCUUUCUUCUAUUGCUUCUCCUCCAUCUCCGGUGCUCCGUGGCUCAAGUGUCCACCGAAAAUCGCAACGGAAACUACAACUACUACGGGCGCCGGUUCAACCCGACGUUGGCCGUCGUCAUCGUCGUCAUCGCCGGCACCUUCUUCUUCCUCGCCGCCUUCGCUAUCUUCCUCCGCCGGUGCAGCGGCGAAGAUGACUUCGCCGGCGCCUUCUUCCGCGGCUCCGUGCGAAGGGAUGGCGGCGGGUCCGCUUCACGCCGGCGGGGGCAGGGGCUGAGUCAGGAGGCGCUGGAGAAGUUGCCGAGGAUGAGGUUCACGGAGGCGAAGGGGCUGAAGGGAGUCGCGCCGGAGUGCGCGGUGUGCCUCAGCGAGUUCGAGGACGACGAGGAGCUGGUGCGGCUCCGCCCGGGGUGCGGACACGUGUUCCACGCUGAUUGUAUAACCGCCUGGCUCGCCUCCCACGUCAGCUGCCCCGUCUGCCGAGCGAACCUUGCUGAGCUGGCGGCUGAGGCCACGACCGCCGGCGAGCCGCAGGCUCACACGGCGAUCGUGGUGGACGAAGCAGAGGAGGCGGUGGAGCUCGCGCGACUGGGAAGACAGAGGCGGGAGGCGAGGUCCACGUCAGGGAGGCGUCCGACCACGUGGUUCCCGCGGUCUCACUCGACCGGGCACUCGGCGACUGUCCGUCCAACGGCUGUGGAAGAGGGUGCUGACGUCGAAAGGGCCGUCGUCGCCGAAAGGAACCAGUGGCCAUCGGUCUUCUUGCGGUCUCUCUCUGCGAGGCUACCGGAGUGGGCGGGGAGGAGGAGGGGAGACGAGGAGGGGGUGAACUCCAGGGGAGGUAGGUCGGCUGCCGCUACUGACGCCGGGUCUUCCUCCACUUCUUUCCCGCCGUCGCAAGUUUGACCAGUAGGGGAAGCAGCACUAUUCUUAUUCUUUGGUGUUGACUUUAUCGGUUUCUUCCAUUUUUUCCUUCUAUUUCUUCAUCGACUAAAAGAGCACUACAGAUAUGCAAUGUACAUAUAUAUGUAGUUAUUACUCUAUAAAAG